This is a messenger RNA of Physella acuta, 1005 nucleotides long. RefSeq lists its product as uncharacterized. Gene Ontology annotation, biological process: G protein-coupled receptor signaling pathway. Gene Ontology annotation, molecular function: G protein-coupled peptide receptor activity. NCBI's taxonomy places the organism in Eukaryota, Metazoa, Mollusca, Gastropoda, Physidae. The record is from RefSeq and is a predicted model, not a curated record. Gene Ontology annotation, cellular component: membrane.
AUGUCCAACUGGACCUCGCAGCUCAUCAAAGAGCCUCCUCUUCUCAGUGAGGCGGACAGGCAAGUCUUCGAACUCAUCAACCUCGUCGUCAUCUGCAACAUCGUCUCCCUCCUCGGCAUCUUCUCCAACAUCAUCAACAUCAUCGUCUUCUACCGUCAAGGUCUCAACAAUGCCGUCAACAUCAGCUUCUUCGGGCUGGCUAUUUCCGACAUCUGCAGCUUAGCGACUCUAAUCAUCUAUAAUAUCUGGUUUAACCCCUUGCUGCCUAGGUUUAAAGUACCGGUUAACCCUAUAGAGAUCGAGUACCUCACAGCCGGGCUGCCACACGGCUGUUUCACCCGUAUCACCAGCUGGAUCACCGUCUACAUCACGGCUGAACAGUGCCUGUGUAUAUCCCUACCGUUACAUAUUCAUCGAAUUCUCACCCCGGCAAGGACGAUAACUAUCAUCUGCUGCAUCUACCUCGUCAUGGUGUUGUCUCUCUUACCCGAGUACUUGACCUUCGACAUCGUGUGGCGCUUUAACCCGGGAUUAAACGAGUCCAUUUUAGGAUUGGGAUACCGGGAUAACAAUAACAAAACCGAAGGGAUAACGUUUUUGUUGUACUCCAUCUACAUGCUGGCGUCGUUCGCGAUCGUCGUCGGGUUGACCUUGACUUUGGUCGUCCAGCUUCGGCGGAAGACGAAAUGGCGGAAAACCGCGACGCCCGAGCAGGCGAUGACCUUGAACACCCGCGACCGGCAGACCGUCCUGAUGGUCAUCGUCAACGCCGGCGUCCUUCUGCUGACCUUCACCCCCACCGUGGUCACCAUGGUGUGCGGGGUGAGCGUGGCAGGGUUCUCCGUGGUGGGCCGGCACGUCAACCUGUUCUUCAUGGCCUGGACCUUCGUGCACGUGUUUGAUGCCCUCAACGGCAGCCUCAACACCGUGCUGUACUUCAAGACGAGUUCAAAGUUCAGGCAGACUUUCACUGAGAUUUUCUGCUUGAAAAGACUCCAAACCUGA